Gallus gallus (chicken) is the source of this 3253-nucleotide messenger RNA. It is a transcript of the gene ERCC8, whose product is annotated as ERCC excision repair 8, CSA ubiquitin ligase complex subunit. Gene Ontology annotation, biological process: protein polyubiquitination; proteasome-mediated ubiquitin-dependent protein catabolic process; transcription-coupled nucleotide-excision repair. The record is from RefSeq and is a predicted model, not a curated record. The transcript is spliced from 13 exons. Bases 457 to 1584 code for a protein of 375 amino acids. Gene Ontology annotation, cellular component: Cul4A-RING E3 ubiquitin ligase complex; nucleotide-excision repair complex. NCBI's taxonomy places the organism in Eukaryota, Metazoa, Chordata, Aves, Galliformes, Phasianidae. Gene Ontology annotation, molecular function: protein binding.
GGCCCAAGAUGGCGGAGUGGUGUCAACUGGAGGUGCCGUUCUACCAUGUUGGGGUUUAUUUCUGCUCGUCAGGCCGGGCUCGACGAUCCCUUGCGGCUGCGCCGGGCUGAGUCCACCCGCAGACGAUGAUGAGGUGCAGCACGGUGUCACUGCCUGUUCUGCCUUGCCGGACUCAGAGGCUGUUUCCACUGAUGUGUGACUAUGCUGUGUUUCAUGAAAAGGCGAGACCUAGGUGGUGCUUGGGCUCAUGCAUCAGCUCGACCUCGAUCUUCCCAAAAGCACAUCUGUUGACUGCUGACAAAAGAAUUGGAUGCGGGAUUAUUUUCUGUUUAUAGAAGCUUUUUUGGAAAGUGAUGACUGAAGAGAGGGGCUUAUUCAUACAGCUGUCAAAGACAGUAAUGUGAUGAUAUUUGGUCAUUAUUAAGGAGUCUGUUUUGCUGCAGUUCUUCAAGAUAAAUGAGGGUUCUAAGUUUAGAAUUAAAUAAAGAUAGAGAUGUGGAAAGAAUACAUGGCAGUGGUAUUAACACCCUUGAUAUCGAGCCUGUUGAGGGAAGAUACAUGUUAUCAGGUGGCUCAGAUGGUGUUAUUGUUCUUUAUGACCUUGAAAACUUGAGCAGAAAACCAAAUUACACAUGUAAAGCACUUUGUUCUGUGGGAAGGAGCCAUCCUGAUGCACAUAAAUUCAGUGUGGAGACAGUCCAGUGGUAUCCUCAUGAUACUGGCAUGUUUACAUCAAGCUCAUUUGAUAAAACCUUGAAAAUAUGGGAUACUAAUACUUUACAACCUGCAGAUGUAUUUCAAUUUGAGGGAACAGUCUAUAGCCAUCACAUGUCUCCAGUCGCUACAAAACAUUGUUUAAUCGCAGUUGGUACCAAAAGCCCCAAAGUACAGCUCUGUGACUUGAAGUCUGGAUCCUGUUCUCACAUUCUGCAGGGUCACAGGCAAGAAGUACUGGCAGUAUCUUGGUCCCCACGUCAUGAAUACGUUUUGGCAACAGCAAGUGCUGACAGUAAAGUAAAAUUAUGGGAUGUGAGGAGAGCGUCUGGAUGUCUGACUACACUUGAUCAACACAAUGGAGAAAAGUCCAAAGCAUCUUCUGAGGCAGUAAACACAGCUCACAAUGGGAGAGUUAAUGGUUUGUGCUACACAAGUGAUGGUCUUCAUCUGUUGACUGUUGGUACAGAUGAUCGGAUGAGACUCUGGAACAGCUCCACUGGAGAAAAUACACUGGUGAACUAUGGCAAAGUCAGUAAUGAAAGUAGAAAAGGACUCAAAUUCAGCGUCUCCUGUGGCUGUAGUCCAGAGUUUGCCUUCGUCCCAUAUAAAAGUACCAUUGCUGUUUAUACAAUUUUCUCAGGAGAAUUGAUAACUAUGCUUCGAGGUCAUUAUAAUACUGUUGACUGCUGUGUAUUUCAACCUAACUUUCAGGAACUUUAUAGUGGUAGCAGAGAUUGCAAUAUCCUUGCAUGGAUACCAGCUCUUCGAGAGCCUGUUCUUGAUGAUGUUUCGGAGAAGCCUCUGCGUCGGCAGCACAUAAAUCCAGCAUAUGAAGAUGCGUGGAGCAGCAGUGAUGAUGAAGACUGAAUUUCAAUUAUAUGCUGAUAUAAAAUUGACAUUCAGGCACUGCAAUCAAGGACUUUAUCUGCAGAAGUGGAUAUUGGUAGAUUUAUUGUGAUGGGAUUCCUGAUACUGUUCUGUUAAAGCACAGUCAGAAACAAGAUUCUAAUUCUUUCUUGUCUUUUUUUUUUUAAGAAAGUUCACUGUUACCUUUACAUCCAAAGAUAUACUUUUUAUACUUUUUUUUUAAAUACUUUCCUUUACCCAUUGGUCUUCUUUAUUCAGUAUUGAACAACUGAUAAAGGAAAAUUAAAAUCCCUUGGGACCAGUCAGCAGUGCAUUGUUUGUGGCAUCACUAAUACAUAGGGAGGUAAUCUCUUCAUUGCAGAGUGAUGAUACAGAGGAUUUUGCCUUCAGAAGGACGUGCUCAGGGAUACUUUUAUACAGUGUCUAGAUGGAGGAGACAGGGUCCAUUUUCAACUGCUUAUGUACUUUGCGAGCUAACAGAAUUUUGCAAAAGUUUCUCUAUAAAUGCAGUCUUCACUUCAGAAAGAGGCAUAGCUGGGAUAAUUAAUUCAAGUAUUUGUAUGGUGACCCCAUCAACUACUAUCUUAAUCUGUACUAUAAAAUUAAGAAUAGAGGCUAGGGUUUCAUUAGAGUUUUUAUUGCUGCUGUUAAGAGGUUUUUAAGAUCAGCCUUCUACAAAUAACUCCCACAUCCCUAGCCAACUUGGAGAAUUCCUGGACAGAAACAGACAUUAUGUACAGUGCAAGGCAAAGAAAGGAUCAUGUUUCAAGUUAGACACAGAAAACAUAGUCCUUCAAAACUGCUUUCUUCUGAAUUUGUAGUCCUAAAGCUGGUCUCUUUUGGAAAGGAGGAGUUGUGUGGAAUCACUGUCUAAUCUCAGUCACUAGCUUUUGCCCGAGACACGGCGUAAUCACCAAUCGGGGACUUGAAUUAGAUCAGACAGAAAUGCAGUUUAUUCAGGAAAAAAAAAAACCUUUCCAAACCAGAAGUAAUACUAGGACAACAAACUCAGACAGAAGGAAAAAAAUGUUGUAUAUGUAAAUGAAAGAAAAUAAGUUAAUCUUUUUAUAAUGUGUGUUGUUAGUAUGAUUAUUGUGCAUAUUAUAAUUCACUGUCCUUUUGUAUUUAAUAUUUAUACAAGGUAAUAACUGGUCAAUUUCUGUAUCAAUCCAGAAGACAGCAGUGUAGAAUAAGGCAAAUUGAGGAGUGCUGAUGUCAGGGAAAUGUUAUAACUAAACAAGUUUGAUAUGUAAUGUGAGUUUGCUGGUGGAGACAAAAAAUUUAGCUUGCCGUGUUAAAUCGAUAACUGUAAAGUGGAAAACUUCCAAGAGUUUCAGAUUAAGUUAGUUCGAGGACCAUGCCACCACUUUCUGAGACUAGAUAAGUGAAUUUUCUACUUCUUAAAAAAAUGAACAUUUUCAUUACAGUGGUGGCUGUUCCAUCUAAGAGUGGAAAACUUAGAGAAUAUAUUUGAAGCAAAAUUACAUGUUUUGAUUUUUCUUUUAAAAAAUAUGUGCUAUUAAAGCGACCUUUAUGUGUGUUACAAUUGUGCUUAUAAUUUGUAUAUGCCAACUGCAGUUCAUGUAUUUGGUACUUGGAUUUCUGAAAUGUUGCUCGAUACAUCAUAGCAGAGCUAGUUAGCAAAGAAUAAAUUCAUUAUUUUUUCAAA